Prorocentrum cordatum is the source of this 752-nucleotide messenger RNA. The record is from the annotation of a GenBank genome assembly. Lineage: Eukaryota; Dinophyceae; Prorocentrales; Prorocentraceae.
CGAGACCGCCUCGACGGCCAUCUGCAGUCCUCCCCGCGGCUUGUCUGAAUCCCUUCCGCGGCCGUUCCGCGGCCGUUCCCUCAUCCAGGCUUCCUGACCGAAAGCGAUCCACGACACUUGCCACGCCACACGUCAACGCCCCGACUGAACCCUCUCGAAGGGCGGCCGCGAGACCGCCUCGACAGCCAUGCAGUCCUCCCCGCGGGCUGCCUGCCUCCUGCUCCUGUGCUGCGCCGCCCAGCCGGUCGCCUCGCUCUCCGCCGCCGAGGCGUGGCCCUGGAGCAGGAGGGCGCCGAAGGCUCCGCCGGUCGCGGCGGAGGCCCCCGCCAACGCGACGGAGGGGGCGCCCGAGGAGGCCGAGGCCGGGGCGGCGGCCCCGGCCGCCAACGCCUCCGAGGGCGCGGCGGAGGCGGCGCCCGCGGAGGCGGGGGCCGCGGAGGCGGCGGCCCGCGCCGCCGGCGUGCAGGCCGCAGGGAGGAGCCCCACGCGCCCGGGGUUGUUCGUUUCCCUAUACAUGCGGAUGCCGUCGGGCUGCCCGAAGCUUGCCAUGGACACCCAGAAGUGGAGGCACGACACGUGGGCGGAGCAGAAGGACCUCGACGAGGCGGCGUGCCAGGGGCGCGCGAAAUUGUGGAACGGUUACUGCGCCUCGGAGGACGCGAUGAUGGCGUUCGUCCCCAAGCAGUGAGCGCUUGCUGCUGCUGUUCCUUCGCCUCCUCCUGCUCCUCCUGCUUCCUGUCCUUUCUCCCGAU